Molecule: messenger RNA, 1571 nt
Organism: Drosophila novamexicana
Lineage: Eukaryota; Metazoa; Arthropoda; Insecta; Diptera; Drosophilidae
Product: dendritic arbor reduction protein 1
Exons: 3
Coding region: 117-1262 (381 amino acids)
Source: RefSeq, a predicted model, not a curated record
CAGCAACAAAUUUUGUAAAAACAACAAAAGCGAAAAGAAAAAUACAUAUAUAUUUGUACACAAGCAACGCACACGCAACGUGCUCGCAUCAGGCCAAAAAUUAAAAAACUUUUGCAAUGUCCAAUGGUGACGAUGUGCUAGACAACUGGGAAGAAAUUGACGAGGCAGGCCUUUGCAUGACGCUGCAAACGAAACUGCAAACCGCCAACGACGACACCAGUAGCAAGUUUAAGCCCGCCUUGACAGCUGAAUCCGCAACAGUUGCUGCGCCUCAAGCAGCAGUCGCCUCAAGCAAAAUGAAAUUGCUACAGCGCCCACAGAGCCUGCAGGAGGGCAGCGGCACAACGGCCACGGCGCCCAAGCAAAUAAUGAUUGCCAAGAAGCCGCCGCCGCCAGCGCCGUCAUUGGAUGAUGAAUCGAGCACAGCGCCCGUUAUGAUGGUACUGCACAAGUCCAAUAGCGAGUACGAUGCGGCCAAUUAUGCCACGCCCAUUAGCAACCAAACGGUAAAGAUAUUGCGCAGACCCGCACAAGCCGAGGAACGUCGUGAUACAAACGGUAUACGACCCAAGCAGCCCAUCAAGACGCUGCAGCAGCGAGAGCAGGAAUAUGCACAGGCCCGUCUGCGCAUACUGGGCAGCGCCAAGAAUCCAGAGGACGACAAGCCUGCUUCGCCGACAACGCUCGUGGUGCUGUCAACCCCAGUUCAAGCUGAAGUGCCUACGUCGCCUGCAACUUUCAACUUUAACAACAACAACAACAAUAACAACAGCGGCAUUGUUGCUAGUGCUGCACCUGGCAUGCAUCGCUCCAGUUCGGCACCAAAGAUGUCGCAAACAGCGCCCAUCUACAACAACUAUAACAACUACUAUCAGGCGCCGCCGACUCAAGCAGCCAUGGGCUACUAUUAUCAGCAGACACCUUCCAUGCAUCAGCAACAGCAGCAGCAGCAACAGCAGCAGCAACAACAAACGCCACCACACUAUAACAAACGGAUGUCUCCAUAUGUUGCAGGCGGAGCAGCUGCAGCGGCGGCAGCAGCGCCACCAACCCCCAACUCUCAGCAGAGUUGGUCGCCAGUUGUCGGUGGCAGCGUCUCGGCGGCGUUGCUGCGCCAACAAUCGUUGCAUACGACGUCGCUGCAACAGCAUCAGGCGCCGCCACCGCCGCCGCAAUAUGCACAUCCAUAUAAUGAUAAUGUCUUACGGUUGCCACGUGGUCCGUGUCCCAAUGGCACAAUUGGAUUUCAGAUGCGUCGGUAACAGGCGCCUGGACGCAACAAAAAUUCUUUUAUUUCUAAUAUCCCAUGCCAAUUGAACGCAUGCAUUCAAAAUUGUCAUUCUGAGAUUGCAUUAAGUAAUUUUUUUGCUUUAUAUUUAUUCAUUUUGUUUGUGGCACAUCGUAACGCUGCAGCAAUCACUAUGUAAACAAAUUUAUGACGGAGUUUGGUAGUUAUCUUGUAAAUUUUUACAAACAACAACAAAAAAAAUACAAUUUUUUAAUGCCUACUAAUAAUAAUAACAAAACCAACAAAUGCAAAACCGAAAGAAAAAUACAUAUUUUACAAAUCG